AGAUAUGAACAUUGUAUAGUAAUAUGUUUCUGUUAAACAUAAUAAAAAAUGUUUUUUAUUUUCCUUAUUCAAUAUUAAACUGUUCCUUAUUCUGUAUUCUCUGAUCACUAUUUCUCUUAUUAUUCGGACCUCCUUAGUUUUCGUGUCGUGUUUUUUAUGGUUUUUUAAAAUCAAUUUCAAUGGAAAGUUUGAGAUGUAACACAGAUAAGAUGGACAGAUCCAAAACACACACAUAUCUUGCUUUAUUUUGACGUGCUCCAUCCACCAACGAGUCUGCGCGCUGCAAGAGAUUUCUGUUUGGCUUUUCCCGGCAGCGACGGAUACACCUAUUCCCGUCAGUCACGUGGUGAGCUUUCGCGGGUAAGGAUCGCGUUCCUCUGUCGGCUUUUUUCAGUGGUGUAAAAGAAACCAGUAUCAAAAAGAGAGAAAGAGAGAAAGAGAGAGGAGACAUCUGGAUUCAUCACGGUUCAAGGUGCAUUUUAAAGAUCGUCGAAGGCCGUCACAGUAGAGAAUAUCUCAUUGUGGAGGGAAGCGAUCGACCCAAAAGACAUCGGCAUGCGAUACCGCCGAGCAGACGUCGCGACGCUGAUGGAAGCGGUAACGUGACAAAGAUCGAAGUGGUGCUCGAGGAAGCACCAGACGCUGUCAUCGUCGGUUCAAUGUCAUCGGAAUUGGAAGCCACCUCUGAACUCAAUUCGACCUUUCCCAACGGGAUUGCAGGAACAGGUACGGUGGUGGUGCGAGCCGAGGAAGUCCUGAUCGUCGUUCUCGUUCUGGUAUUGUGGGUGGCCGCCAUCGCUCUGUUUUUUAAUCGAUGGGGCAAGAUUCGAAUGCUCGAACCGUAUCAGCCGAAGUUUCAGCAACAACACAGACAAAGCUGCUCUAUGAUCGAUGCAAACUCUCUCCAGCACCGGAGCUACUCAAAGUUCAACAUUCACUGCAUGGAGCAUCCGGUGCACCAGGUGAGCUGCAUCUCGGCCGCCGGGCCGGCUGCCAGGCUGCGCCAGAACAGCGUGUUCGUGGGCUCGAGCACGUCGCUGCUGCCGGCCAGCCAGGAGACGCCCAGGCGAACCAAGAGCGCCUUCGAUCUGCAGUCGCUGGUGCACGCGGAGGGCACGGGGUCACAUUACGACGAGGAGGAGCGCGACGGUGACACGUUGAGGACCCUCAGGUCCAUCGGCGAGACGUCGCGACUGUUGCAGCGCGAGCGUCGGACCAGCACCUACCAUUUCGACCGCAUGGACGUCCUGGCCAGGCCGAUACAACGCGAACGCGGCAUGAGCAUCUGCCACUUCGACAGGACGGACGUCCUCGCCAGGCCGUUGCAGAGGGACCGCGGCAUGAGCAUUUGCCAUUUCGACAGGACGGACGUUCUUGCCAGGCCGCUGCAGAGGGACCGCGGCAUGAGCAUCUGCCACUUCGACAGGACGGACGUCCUCGCCAGGCCGCUGCAGAGGGACCGCGGCAUGAGUAUCUGCCACUUUGAUAGAAUGGACGUGCUGGCGAGGCCUACGUUUCCGCCCGGCAAGUCCUUGCUGCGCGAGAGACGCGUCAGCGUGUGCAACUUCCUGGAGAGGGACGAGGAGCAGCCGAGCAGCGGAAACUCCUUGCAAAAGGAUAGGCGAUUGAGCGUCAGUAACGUCGACAAAAUUGAGACCCUUGGGAAAUCGUCGUCGCGCAGAGACCUGCGCGGCAGCAUCGGCAACGUGAUCGACAACAGGCAGGACAGCCUGACAAAAUACAACACGAUCCGGGAGAGGAACAACUCCGUGCAUCACUUCGAUCGUCCAUCCUGCAGCAAAACGUCCGACGUCGUGCUUGGGUACAAAGCGACGUGUGUCUAGUCGUAGCUUCUUCCGGGGGCCUGGAGAACGCUCGAAAAAGACGACGUUGAUUCCGUCGACGACUGGUCCAAUCGCGGAUCUAUAUCACUGAGAAAAAAAUGUUGUUAAUUUGACUAAAUUUUUCAACUAGAUUAAAUUUCUUUAGUUCAAGUAUUUAUGUAAUUAACUUAAAUACAUAAAAUACUUGAAUUGUAAUUUAAGUAUUUAUACAUUUGACUGAAAUGCACAAAUAGUUGAAUUAAAGAAAUUUAAUCAAGUUGAAAAAUUUAAUCAAAUCAACAACUUUUUUUUCUCAGUGUACCUUAGACGAAAUACGGCUGUGAAAUUCUUUCGUAUAAUCGCUUUUGCGUCAAUGUCACUUUUAUCGCCUAUAUUUCUUGCAUUCUUUUGUGGAUUCUCUUGAAAAUACCACAGCCCCGAGCACCAAUGGCUCUUAUCGAACCGCCAUAACUAAUCGCCGUAUUUGAGUCGAUCAUUUGUAAAAGCCAACAUAAAUCAAGACAGUUUUUGUCGUAACUGAGUUAUAUGUACAAUUUCUUUUAAUAACCACAAUUAAAGCAUUUUUUUUGCUAGACAUCGGGUUUACAAAAUUGUUAUUCACAUGAGUAUAAUGUCAUAAAUCUGUGCCCAGCAACCAUGUUUUUCCCUUACAAUAUAUUCUAUAAAAACACGCUGAACAACGAUCCAUUUUAGCAUAUUAGAAUUAAAUAUUACAAGCUUGUUGUUUUAUGAACUGUAUAUUUUUAAAAAAUAACAUUUUAUUUACAAAAUUCAACAUUUACGAAAUGUAAAGAAAAUACUAUUUAAUAUUAUACAAAAAUGCUUAUUUUGUUAAGAAACAACACAGGCUAAAAAUUUCGAAAAUUAGUUUUCCUUUGAGAUUUUAAAAGUGAUACAUUUUAUUCACUUAACGCAUAAAACAAUAAAUUAUUUUUUAAUAAAUUUUUAAUUAUUUUUAAAAGCAUGUAAAACCCCAGAUAGUUUUUUCCAAUUUUCCAAAAGCGAGAUUAUGUUGUUUCUCCAAAUGACCGAUUUAUUUGAACGUGACGCGGUUACGAAAUGACGGUUUUCCCUUAUUUCCCUACUUUGCGCGAUAAACGUCGCUUCGACCGCAUCCCGCGAGAUGUAAAACGAUUUGGUCUCGGACCGAGAAACAUUUCUCGUUUAUUUCCUGCGCGUGCGAAAUUAAGCGCGCGUCAAGUCUUUAGGUGCUCUCCGGAAAUUAAAAGCGCGUCGCGCGGACACGCAACAGAAGGGCGGACAUUGAAGAACGUUUUUCUGCGCGGUAUUUUCUAUUUUUUCUUCUUCUUUUUUUUAUUUUUUUCUUCCCUCAUUUUUUGCCACGGACUAAACGUAAUAACGAAACUACCUGCCGCGCCUCGAUUCGGUCGAUCUCAUGAAUGAUACAUGACAGGCAUUUCAACGAAUUCGCCUGGGAAACACCGUUGAACUUCCUUCGUUAGUCGACAAUUCGUUAAUGAUAUAUUCGAGAGUUUCGCUAGCCGAACAACGAAACUGUAGAACGGAUAUACUAUACAUCGCGAGCGUGGCGGCGUCAUUUUCCGUAACGAACGGACACCGUAGGGAGAUGAGCCAACGAAUUGUAGAUCGUUUCAUAGCGACGCGUUUAUUCGGGCGGCCCGCAAUUUUUAAUUAACACAUUUAAUCGGCGAGGCCCGACGAGCGGGCGGCAUAUAAUUAGUCCAACGAAAUGAGAAUCGAUCGAUCAACUUUAUUCAUCUCUCUACUCAAUUUUGCUCUCUUCACUGUCUCUAUCCCUCCUUCUGUCCUUUGCCCCUCGUAGCCACAAUUAUAUACGGCAGACUUUUUCCUCUCUUUCCGCGUUUUCUUCUCAGAACUUAAAUCCGCCGUAGGGAGCGAACUGUAGAAAUUGCUCCAUUCUUAGGAGAGGCGAAGCGUCUCACGUAGCAUCUCCUCUUACUUGUCGUAGACGUACGUACGGGCUCUCGUAAAUUGUCUGCACACACGAGGCAGCGUAAAUCGGUUGGACGCAAAAAAAAAGGGACGCGUUCGCCGAGUGCGCACUCGGUCGUUCGAUUUGUAGAACCUGUCAACGCCAUCGAACAUCAGCACGAGGAAGGAACGGCACACGCUCUCAGGGAUUUUAUUAUUUAAAAUCUUCUUCAUUCUCGUGAAAAGGCAGUCUGUUAAUCUGAUACGUCAAGUUAUCAUGCAUGCGCAUUUGUUUGUUCCAAAUUAAUUAAACAUUACAGAAGCCUAUUAAUUUAGCUAAUGUCGAAUGAAUUGGUAUCGAAUGCAUCGGUCGGCUCAUUAAUCGAGCUUUGUGGCCGCCGUAUGAAAUGCGAUACGCAGUCCGCGCAUUACGACCGUACAUUUACAUUUAACGAUCGUAACGGUCAUUAAAAUUUCAUUAUCGUAGCAAUGGGUUUGAUUCUGCUUCUCUUGUUUCGACAAGGUAUGACAUAAUUCUUCGCGAUUAAAGCUGUCGUAAAGUACAAAAGCGUUCAAAGCAUACUAUUCUAAAGCCACGGACAAAAACUGUAAUAAUAUUCGCUGUCAUAUCCACGAAUAUCCAUGUAUAAUAAUAUAACGAGAAACCUAUUUUGAAUAAUUGAUAGAUUUACAUAAUACAUACAUAUACAUACAUAUAUGCGGGAAUUAAUGUCAGAUAUUUUCGGAGAGCCUACAUAUUUUUAUCUGCGUUGGGGGAUAAGACUAGCAGACUUACUAAGAUUAUACUCUUAUAGUAUCUAGUUCCUUCAACAUUGGAAGAUGUAUGAUAUGCGAUUAUCGUGUUCGGUGCUAGAGAGCUCUUAGCGAGAUUCGUAGUUGUACACGUGUUUGUAGCGCACGAAAUUAAAGAGAUGAGCUCGUUGAGCCAUCGGUAUAUUACCUCCUUUCAAUUUGAACUGUUCAUGCUAAAGGAUAAGAGUGAAUUAAAAAAAAAAAAUAUGUUACUAGAUAACUCAGUGCGAGCGUCUCUCAAUUUAUUAAAGGCCCCCGUCUGCUAUUUGAUGCUUUAAUUAAAAGUGCAACGAAGUCACUGUGUAAAAAGAGAGGAAUCAUCACUGUUUAAUCCCGUGCGGUAAAAAGCGGCCUUUAAUAAAAACAAGAUAUCACUGUACAAUUUUCUUGUGCACAUUUAUAUAAAAGUGGGAAUGCGAAUCUGUUUGCUGAUGAGGUUAUCAUUUUACUUUCCUCCUGAUGUGAUCGCACCAUUAUAUAAUAAUUAAAUGGCUCGGCUCAAUAAUGUAUUAAUCUACAUGAAAAACGUAUCUCAUCUACAGUAGUCAAUACAUUAUUGAUCCAAACCAAUUUUGUUCCUAAUGAUUGAUUAUAGCUAUUGAUUAUAGCUAUUAAGUAAUAUAUACAUGUCGUAUUCUUAUUUUAAAAGUAAUACUAAAAAAGCAAAGAGAAGAAGAGCUUUAUUGUUUAGAGCAGAUCUUGAGUUUUAAUAAUUUUAAGCAAAUUUUUAAUUUUUAAUUUUUAAAUUUGCGCAUUUUAUAAAAACAUUAAAUUUUUCAAAAAUUAAUUACUAAUGAAAUACUUGAAUAAACUUUUAAAAACAUGGUUAAAUGUUAUUUUUGGUUUUUGUGUUUUACAAUUCUCUUAAGCAACUUUUGGUUAAGCAUUAUUUUUUGAUCUCUUUUUAUUAUUUUUAAGUAACAAUAAUUUUAAUAUUUUUUAACACAUAUGGACUGAAUUAUUAAAAUUUUUUUUAUUUUGAAUUAUUAUGAUCUACACUUUUGACGAUUGUGUGAUAGAGUAUAUCUAAUGUUUACUUAACUUACAUAAAUAAGUAAUUAUGAAAUGAUUCAACUAAAAAAUUACGUUUUUUUUCGAGUGCAUUACUUUUUAAAAAAAGAAUGCGAUGUUGCAGAGAUCCUUCUUUUAUGUAAAAUAAAAUACUAUAUUUCUCGCGAUCUCUGUUAUGUCUAUUAUCAAACUUUACGGAAGUAUUAAACGAAGUUACGGAAGUAUUAUAACUCUUUCAUGUCCGAUCGAAAUUCAUUAAAGUAAGGGGACCUUCUCUAAUUAGUUGAUAAUGAGAGAAUAUCGUAGAGUAAUUAGAUGUAUACGUACGUAGACACGUUCAGACCAAAUGUAAGCUUUAAAUUUUAAGAUUACAAAAUAUUAUAAUAAAGACUACUUAUAUAUUACACGUUAAUUUCGUAACUUUAGAUUCAGACAGAUUAGAAACGUUCGUACUUUCGACGACUCAGACUGUUUCAAUCAAAAGAUUUCGAGAAUUCUAAAAGUGUGAUUUGAAGUGUAUUUUUCAUGAAUGUCCGAUAAAUAUUAAGCGCAAGUAUAUUUUUUAUGUAUAUGAACGAAGCGUUGCACAAUAUUGCAUUAAUUUUAUUAAAUACUUAGCGUUACAUUAAUGCGUUGCAUUAAUUCUAUUAAAAACUUGUCCGACAGAUGGCUGUAUAUUUAUUUUAAGUAUAGAAAUUGCCAAAUAUUUUUAAUGGUAAUGAUAAAAGUGCUAAAUAUUGCUAAAAAUUGCUAAAUAUUGUACUUUUGAAAUUUUUCGCGUUUUUUUGUGUGAAUUUCUAAGAAAAUCGGACAUUUCUAUAAUGGACUUUCUCUUAUUCUCACGAAGAGUUCGAAGAGUUUGAAGAGGAGUACAAUAUAUCAAAGAACCACGUAUGAGUAAGAAUAAUGUAAAACUUGUAUGGAAUAUAAUGUAAAAGUAUGAUAAAUAGUUAAGAAGAUUGGAUUAUUAUGAAUGACUUGCAAAAUGGAUAAGUAAUUCGACAAAGAAGCAUUUAUUAAACAAAUUGAUGUUAAGUUAUGUACCUUAUCAUACAUAUAUUUAAAUUAUUUAUGUUUUAACGAGUUUGUUAUUUAUAUAAUUAUAGAUGUACAACUUGAUUAAUUAAUAACGUUAAUUAUCGAUUAUAAUUUCUUACAAUUAACCAUUGUGUGUGUUGGUCGAGUAAUUUUUCUAGUCUUAUAAACAUUAGAUUAUGUGUAAAAAAUAAUUUUGUCAAUAUGUUAGCAAAUGACUUUUUUACAAUAAAUAUUAUUUGAAACAAA
Molecule: messenger RNA, 6866 nt
Organism: Monomorium pharaonis (pharaoh ant)
Lineage: Eukaryota; Metazoa; Arthropoda; Insecta; Hymenoptera; Formicidae
Exons: 5
Coding region: 660-1844 (394 amino acids)
Source: RefSeq, a predicted model, not a curated record